CCGCUGGUCCGGGCCUGGGGGGCCGCGCCGGGGCCAUGCUGGGCAAGGACUACAUGCUAGCCAUCGUCCUCGUCAACUGCGACGACAACCUCUGGAGUGACCAGAGCCUGGAGACAGACCCCGACCUCCCCCCAGGCUGGAGGAAAAUCCAUGACUCUCUGGGCACCUACUACUGGCAUGUGCCAACUGGCACAACGCAGUGGCAGCACCCGACAUGCAUCACCGGCCCAGGAGGGUGCCCGGAGGCUGAUGGAGAAGAUACACUCCAGGGAAUGGACUGCCAGGCUCAUGUGGUGAAACACUCGGCAAAGGACAGGCCCAUUCCCAGCCCCAUGGCUUCUCUGUCCCGAAGGACCUCACUGCCCUGGCAUGGAGAGGACUUCCAGCAGAAUGCAGAGCCUGGCUCCAAGUGCUUUGCUGUGCGCUCGCUGGGCUGGGUGGAGAUCCCUGAGGAGGACCUGGCACCUGGCAAGAGCAGCAUUGCGGUCAACAACUGCAUCCAGCAGCUCUCCAACAGCAAGGGCCAGAGUUCCAUGGAGAAUCGGGGCGAGGGCCAGGACCUGGUGAUGAUCCUGAAGAAGGACACCAUGAGCCUGGUGGACCCCCUCGACCACAGCCUCAUCCACCACCAGCCCAUCCUCAACAUCCGCGUUUGGGGCGUUGGCUGCAACAAUGGCAGGGACAGAGAUUUUGCCUUUGUGGCCAGUGACAAGGACACCUGCGUCCUCAAGUGUCACGUCUUCCACUGCAAUGUGCCUGCCAAGGGCAUUGCCAAGGCCCUGCACGAGAUGUGCUCCAAGAUCAUGGCUGAGCGAGCCAUAGCAAAUAGCAGGCUGCCACAUGCCACCAUGCUGGAGCCCAUCUCCACUGAGGACCUGCCACUGAAAGUCGAUGUCCUGGAAGCAGUGAGGCAGUCGAUGCAGACCUACGAGGCACUGUACAUUGGCAGCCUGCCUGUGCCCAGGGCCAUGGGGAUGGAUGUGCUGAAUGAAGCUAUUGAGAAGCUGAUGAAGGGCCCUGGGCGGGACAACUGGACACCCUCCCUCCUCCACGUGUCUGACACAGCCAUGAGGGUGCAGCCUGCACAGGUGGGGAGAGGGACGGGGGGCUCUGGCUGAAGGGUGGAUGGGCCCAUGGGGUCCCUGCAGGAUGACGAGGAAGUGGUGCACAUCUGGGAGUGCCAGGUGCGGUACGUGACCUUCCUGGGUGUGGGCCGGGAUGCCCACACUUUCGCGCUCAUCGUGGACAUGGGGCAGCACUUCCAGUGCACGGCCUUCUGGUGUGAGCCCGACGCUGGCACCAUCUCGGAGGCGGUGCAGGCAGCCUGCAUGGUGCAGUACCAGAAGUGCCUGGUAGCCACUGCACCGGCGGCAGAGGAAAAGGCUGCGACAGGUCGGGGCCGGGCUGGGCCGGCGGCCUCGGGGGAAGCUUCCAGCGGGGCGGCCAAGACCAGCGGGGGCAGCGGGGGAGCGGCAGGGUCGGGAGGCCGCAAGCGGGGCCUCUUCUCCUUCCUGGAGACCUUCCGCCUCCGGCGGGCGCUGCUACACACCCCAUAG
Apus apus (common swift) is the source of this 1556-nucleotide messenger RNA. RefSeq names its product amyloid beta precursor protein binding family B member 3 (gene APBB3). The record is from RefSeq and is a predicted model, not a curated record. Gene Ontology annotation, cellular component: cytoplasm; nucleus. Gene Ontology annotation, molecular function: amyloid-beta binding; transcription factor binding. Gene Ontology annotation, biological process: regulation of DNA-templated transcription. The transcript is spliced from 13 exons. NCBI's taxonomy places the organism in Eukaryota, Metazoa, Chordata, Aves, Apodiformes, Apodidae.